CUUGAUAAAAGAUUUUGACAUGAAUAGAAUUUCCUAAUAUAAUGAGUGUUUUGGAGCCAUCGCAGAACUUCUUAAACCGAGCUACUCAUGAACAUUAUAAAUGAAAGCUAAAAAUACCAGUUAAGUUAAAAAUUUGUAUCUUUGGCGUCCAAUUGGGCACUUACACUUUAACGUAUAUGGUAUAGAUACAGAACUUCUGACCUAUAUGAUAACAGGAACAAAAAAAGGAUAAUAAUUUUAGUUUACGAAAAGAGAUUAUCGUCUAUAGGAAAUAGUAAAACUAUAAAUCUAUGUAAAUGAAUGGCUAACAUUAGCACAAUAGCUAUAACACAUUGCGAGUAUUAGAUAGAUUUUGUGAACCGGUUUGUUGAUAAGUCGUAUUUCGGCAUUAUGUGUGUGUUAUUUUUUUUCUUACUUGUUUAUUUCCAUAAUAAAAAAAAAUUCCCCGGGAAAUUAGUAAGGGACCCCUGGCGAUCCCUGGAGAAUUGGUGGGGCUGGGCUGUCCGGGUUUGUUUAAUACUGUGUUUAAUAAUGAUAAAUUCUUUUGAAAAAUUUUUUUUAAUUGCAAUAUAAGUAUUUUUUUGUCAGGUUAUCACAAGUACUUGAAAAAUCGUGAAAAGAAUUAUAUGGAACACCCUGUAUGUAUAUUCGAUUCGUUGAAAAAGUGUUACUAUUGUAGAAUUUGACAAGGCUCUUUCUCAAAGUAUCGGUGACAAAUGUUUGUUCAGUGAUAUUUGCAUCUGAAUGACUCGUUCUCGGUAAGACUUUUAUCUUCGCUUAAUAGAAAAGAAAGGUUAUAUGGAUAAAAAAAAAAAAAACAUACCACAGAGUUUAUAUUAAUCAAUGAUAUGGAAUGGUCUAACUUUUGGAUAUUUUCAUUCUCGAUGAAAUAUUAAAUUUUGUGAAACCCAAAAUUGUCAAUAUACGAGGAUUCAGUAUUUUAAAUUCAGUAUAAUAACCUGCAAGGUGAUCACCUGCGUUUUAUAUCACAAGAGAGAGAGAGAGAGAGAGAGAGAGGGAGAGAGAGAGAGAAUUAAUUCUGUACAUAGUUGUUCGUAUAAUUAUUCAUAUUUACUUUCUUAAAUAGUCAUGUUGUGCAAUGUACUUGCUACAUGAUCGUAAAAAAAGGAAAAAAAAAUAUUCGCUAGAAGAAAUGUGAAAGAAAUAUUAAAGAUAAGUAGGAUAUUAUAUAGGAUAGUAUAUAUAGAUAAAAUAAAGAAAAUACUCUCGAGAAGAUUGGCAUGAAAUAUCCAUUGGCACUUGUCAAACGAUGAACUUGUGAAAUGUUUCCGUAUAAUAAAUAAUCCGUAUUUUUUUGCACACUCCUUUUCUUGACCAUUUUUAUCCGAGGACAUUUGGAGGUAUUAAAUAAACCAUAAAUCUUAAGGUCCCGCGUCACCCAAAGUCCAUUUGGACUUAUCAGGACAACUCGUUUGUCCCCGAGUACUUCCGUACGGAAGUGUCGGCCGAUUCGCAGGUGGGGCAUUAGCUCUUCUGAUGAGUAUAAAGACAGAAAUCAUCGGCGUAUUUUUGUUAGUCGGUUUUCAGUCGGUCUUUUCAAGUCUGAAACAUUAUUUUCUAUUAAAAGUUCAAUUAGUAGACUCGUCGAAAUACAGUAUGAACGAUCCGUCAUGUAUAAUAAUUAUUACAUUAGCAAUCAUUUUAUCGACAAGUUUGUCGUUUGCUUGGCCGUAUGGACGUCGAGAUGUCUCUGACAAUUCGGUGGAUAGUUUAGAUGGACUUGUAUCAUCUCAUUUGCAACAUCUUGGGGAUGCAGUAUAUGGUUUGCCAAGUAACGAGACAGGUUUUAAAGUGGCUAACUGGCACGAAGGAAUGUCUGUUAAUCCUGAAGAAUUGGGUAAUUACGCUGAAGGAGAUAUCCUUUUUCCACUUGGAAUGAGUAGAAACGGUUUGAAAGGAAAUACUGCUAGAUGGCCCAAUGGUACCAUUCCUUACAUGAUCAGUCCUUAUUUUGAUGAUAGACAACUUAAACUCAUUUAUCAGGCUAUGGAGGAAUAUCACAAAUAUACAUGUAUUAAGUUUAAGCAAUAUACCGGGGAGGAGAAUGAUUACAUUAGAAUUACAGCAGGUACUACCGGUUGCUGGAGUAGCGUAGGUAGAAUAGGUGGGCGGCAAGAUGUGAAUCUUCAGGUACCAGGAUGUGUUACCAAAAAGGGUACCGUGAUUCAUGAAUUGAUGCACGCUAUUGGCUUUUUUCAUGAACAAAGUAGAUACGAACGAGAUGAAUACGUUACUAUUAUAUGGAAAAACGUCAUUAAUGGCCACGAAAAUAAUUUCGAAAAGGCACCGAGAGAAAUCACUGAUGACUUUGGUGUUGGCUAUGACUAUGGCAGCGUGAUGCAUUACUCUGCCUAUGCAUUUUCCAAAAAUGGAAAAGCAACUAUAACACCAAAAGUACCAGGUGGUCUUUUGGGUCUUAUCGGAGAAAUCUUUCAGGGCAAAACCGAGGUUGAGCUUGGACAACGAGAGGGACUCAGUAAACGAGACAUUCAAAAGAUACGUAGAAUGUAUCACUGCAAUAAACGCAGGCGUAGUCAUAACUGAUAUUUCAAGCAUCUUUUAUUUCACGAAAUAUUAUAAUUGUAUGAUUUCUAAAAUGAUCUAAUCAAUUGAGUAUCGUCAUGUAAUUGGAUCAUUGAUCUCAGGUAUAUUUUUAUGUUACGCAUAGACAAGUAUUUUUACUUUCACUGUUUUUCUUAUAUCUAUAUUGUUACGCUACUCUUACUCAGUAUUAUAUAUGUAUUACUUAUACAUUAU
Polistes dominula (European paper wasp) is the source of this 2778-nucleotide messenger RNA. Its product is annotated as zinc metalloproteinase nas-4. Gene Ontology annotation, molecular function: zinc ion binding; metalloendopeptidase activity. The record is from RefSeq and is a predicted model, not a curated record. Gene Ontology annotation, biological process: proteolysis. NCBI's taxonomy places the organism in Eukaryota, Metazoa, Arthropoda, Insecta, Hymenoptera, Vespidae.